AUGCGCGUGCGUCUCGAGCGGACGGACGGCGUCGCGUCCCCCGGGGCUCACAAGUCGCGCGCCAAACUUCGCGACGCUAUCCCCGGCACAGACGAGCUUGAGAGCGCGGUGUCGCGCAUCAACGCCGCGCCCUGGGAGGAUCCCUUUAGCUUAGCUAUGGGCGAAUCCAUCACCGAGGAGGAGCAGGCCGGCACUCCGACCAAGCCGUCUACCCCGUCUGAGCAAUUCAAAUCUGGGGACGGCGACGACAGCGACGCAGAGUCGUUCCACGAGGUCGAGGACGAGUCGAGCAACAAAAUGCGUCUGGUCGCCAAGGCGCUGCAGGCGGGUGACGUAGUCGAGUCGGCGCACAACAUUGUGCGCAUUGUCGGCGUCGACGCGCUGCCCGGCCUGCUCAUUCUGGGGCGCAGGAACCUGUAUCUCAUUGACGGUCUUGUGCAGACGCCCGAAGGACAGGUCAUUGAGGCCGACCAUGCGCCGCGCGACGUACUCUCCAUCCCGAGCGGGACGCUGGCGGACCUGGACCCCAGCGACCAAAGAUCGCACCGGUGGACGUACGCCGACGUCGUCGAGACGAACAAGCGUGCUUUCCUGUUCCGCGACGUGGCACUCGAGCUGUACUUCGCCGACAAGCAGAACUUCCUCGUCGUGUUCCGCGACAAACGAGAGCGGCAGUCGGUCGUGCACAAAAUGGGAAUCAAAAGCGGUACUGCGCCGCGCGUGCUCAAUUCGUUUGUGCUCGACGCGCUCAGCCGCGCACUCGUCGACACGCGCGAGGCCCAGCUCGAGGGCAUGACGCGCAAAUGGCAGAACCGCGAGAUCUCCAACUUUGCGUACCUCCAGCUGCUGAACCAGCACGCAAACCGCACACCCAACGACGUGACGCAGUAUCCCGUCUUCCCGUGGGUUCUGGCCGACUACACGUCGCAGAUCCUCGAUCUGUCGAAGAAGACGAGCUACCGCGACCUGUCGAAGCCUAUGGGUGCACUGACUCCUGCUCGCCGAGAGGAGGCGCUGGAGCGGUACCAGGCGAUGGAGGGCGUGGGCGAGAAGCCGUUCCACUACGGCACGCACUACUCGAGCUCAAUGAUUGUGUGCGGAUACAUGAUCCGUUUGAGCCCGUUCACUGAGAUAUUCCUCGCACUGCAAGGCGGGUCGUUUGACCUGGCCGACCGGCUGUUCUCGUCUGUGCCCCGCGCGUGGGACUCGGCGAGCGCCACGAAUCGCGGCGACGUGCGUGAGCUCAUCCCCGAGUUCUACUACGCGCCUGCGUUCCUCAAUAACCUGAACCACCACGAUUUCGGGCGCAAGCAAGUGUCUGGCGACUUGGUGGACGACGUCGCCCUUCCCCCAUGGGCCCUCUCGGAUCCGCUCCUGUUUGUGCACAUGAUGCGCGAGGCGCUGGAAAGCGACUACGUCUCGCGGCAUCUGCCCGAGUGGAUCGACCUCACCUUUGGGUUCAAGCAGGGCGAUGCAGCGAGCUUCAACUGCUUCCAUCCCCUGAGUUACCGGGGCGCGGUGGACUUGGACAGAAUGAAGGACGACGCGGAGCGCGCGUCGAGCACGGCGAUUAUUCACAAUUUCGGCCAGACGCCGCUGCAGAUCUUCCGCACGCCACAUCCGCCUCGCUUCCUCAGCGGGCGCACGACGCUGCCGUGCGGCCAGCGGUUCGGCGUCGCCGAGCACUGGCAGAUGCUCCUGCGCUCCAUCAUCCCUAUUAUGGACGUCGCGUCGCGCGUGCACCACAUUCUCGAGAGUGACCGCGGCGAUGGCUCGCGACCGCGUGUCGAGCAGAAGCAUCGCCUCGCCGUGCCGGGAUACCCCGGGCUGAGCGUGCAGUAUGGUUUUGCAGACCAGAGUGUUCGCAUUUAUCACGCCGAGAUGGGCCAGAGACUCGUGUACAUCGUCGAGGGCAUCGACGUGACCCAUGCGGCGUUUGCUGCUCCCUCCCUCCUUGUGACCGUGAGCUCGCUCGGCGUGCUCACGGCCUGGCGGAUGGCCGUAAAAAACGGCGGCCUGCGUCGCGGCGACGCGAGCCUUACACGCGAGGCAACACUGCGCGGUGCCAACCGCGCCGUGACCUCGCUGGCCGUGAGCACAGCCUGGUCCUUUGUUGUCACGGGCUGUGCGGACGGCACAGCGCUGGUCUGGGACUCAAACCGGCUGAGAUACACGCGCGCGCUCAAGACGCCGCGCAACGAGCCUAUCGCGCAUAUUGGCAUCAACGAGGCGAACGGGCACAUCGGCCUCGCAUCAGCACACCACCUCUACAUGUUCAGCUUGAACGGGCACCCUGUCGCCGCGACGAGCGCGGACGGCGGCCGCUUCCCCGAGAUCAGAUUCAACGAGGGCGCGCGCGAGGCGCGCUCGUUCUCGGGCGGCAUCGCAUUCCUGCACCGCGAGUACCUCGCUUCGGGGGAUCUGCUGGUCGUCGGCGUAGGCCGCACGCUCGUGCUGUAUCGCUGCAUCCCGGGUGUACGGCGGUUCGAGGACCAGGACAUCGAGCCGUGGCGCCUCGUCAGACAGGGCGUGCUUUUCCGCUCCGACGACCAUGGGCAUGGGGACGUCACAGCGGUGAAGUUUGUAGGUGAAACGCUGUAUGCCGCCUUCGAGCCCGUGCCCCCCGGCCGCAAGCACGCGGUGUAUCAAUGGUCGCUGCCCGACGCAGGCCCUCCGCUCGUGCCGCAGCGCCGCGUGCCCGACUCGACGACCGUGUGCAUGGCCCCGGACUGCGGGCGGACCUUCGGCCUGCUGGAACCGCGGCGAUGGUGCGGGGGCUGCGGGGGCGCAUUCUGCGGCUCGCACGCGCUGCAGCUCGAGUUCUUUGAGCAGCGGUACUGCGAUGUGUGCCGCGAUCGGCUGGGCGAAGCGAGCGAGCUCGGCCUCGUGGGCCGCAGCCGCGUGGGGAGCCGCGCGGGGUCGCUUGACCCGAGCAGAGUCGGGAGCGUGGUGGGGAGUAGACGGCCGAGCGUUACGGAGAGGGGGCGCGAGAUGCCGGAGCGCAGGAGUAGAGAGCCGUCGCGCGACCGCGUGGCGCGCUCGCGGGAGCGCGCGCGGCGCGCGGAGAGCAUGGCCGUGUAG
Messenger RNA from Cutaneotrichosporon oleaginosum, 3081 nucleotides. RefSeq lists its product as uncharacterized. Lineage: Eukaryota; Fungi; Basidiomycota; Tremellomycetes; Trichosporonales; Trichosporonaceae. Gene Ontology annotation, molecular function: metal ion binding; protein binding. The record is from RefSeq and is a predicted model, not a curated record.